UGCAGCCUUCUGAUUGUCUCCUCUGCUUUGUAGCAGGAGGAGGUGACUGAGCAAGCUGGUGGUCAGCUGGCGCCCUCCCACAACAAGCCUUGGCCUCCACCCCUGUCCCAGGGGCCAACCCUGCUCCUCUCCUCCAGGUCGCCAUGAUCGCCACAGGCGGCCUGCUGAGGAUUUCCGCCCGGAAGCAGGAUCCCCUCCGGCCCCCCAGCCAGGUCCCCAAGCGCAAGAGGAAAGCCAAGAGGAGACGCAAGAACGACGUGGUGGUGGUGAAGGGCAAACUGAAGCUGUGCUCCAUCUCCGGGCUCAUCGCACUCUGCGGGAUCCUCGUGCUGCUGGUGGGCAUCGCCAUGGCGGUGGUGGGCUACUGGCCCAAGGCUAACGGGGCCCACAGGGAGGGCGCCAAACAGCAGCCGCCCCCUGCGGGCAGCGGCCUGCGCGUCCAGACAGCGGCUAGUAACGGCAGCACCCCGUCCAGGGGUCACCCGGGGACCCCAGAGGGCGUCAACUCCAGUUCCACGGGUGUAUCCCAGAGCACCCCUCCGGCGCGCUCGGCCGCCUCUUCCUCCUCUUCCUCGUCCCCCGCCACGUCGGUGGGCUUCUUCUUCCGCAUCUUCUCGGGUUAUCUGCACUCGGACAAGCUCAAGGUCUUCGGGCCGCUCAUCAUGGGCAUCGGCAUCUUCCUCUUCAUCUGCGCCAACGCCGUGCUCCACGAAAACCGGGACAAGAAGACGAAGGUCAUCAACUUGCGGGACCUCUACUCCACCGUCAUCGACGUGCACAGCCUCCGCGCCAAAGACCUGGCGGCCGCCGCCGCCGCCUCCUCCUCGUCCUCGGCGCCGGCCUCGGCCACCCCCGGGGCGGCGCCGCUCAAUGGCUUCCUCAGCUACGUGCAGUCUCGGGGGCUGGAGCUGAAGCCUGGCAGCUGCGCGGGCUCCGGGGACGCCUUCGGGGCGGCCGCGCUGCUGGCCCGGGGCUCCUGGCCCCACCCUGGGGCGGUAGGAGGCGGCGGCAGCAGCGGAGCCCGGGCCACGGCGUCCCCCCCAGACCUAGACUCGUCCCCCGGCUGCCCUCGGGAGCCCCCGAGCCUGGCCGAGGCCGUCUACAGCAUCUACCGCGAGCGCUCCUGCUUGGCCAGCCGUCGCCGGACCGCGAUCGCCGCGGUGGCUGCGGCCUCCGCCACCCGCACCAAAGCCGCCAGCGGCAGCAGCAGCCCGGCGCCCGGCAGCCCGCCCGAGAGCUGGGGGCGCCAGAGCACCGCCAGCUCCCUGGUGGGCUCCUCGCUGAGCGCCUUGGCGCUGGCGCCCUUCCAGGGGGACCGCGACGGGGACGCGCAAGGGGCGAGCUGCAGCUGGCAUCGGCCGCCCGGGGAACGCGGAUCCCGGGAGAUCCCGCAGGGCGAGCUGGACCUGAGCUUGACCGAGCUCCGAGGCGCCGAGGGCGGCGCGCGCUGGGCGGCGGGCGAGCUGGAGGAGCCCGCGGAGAGCGCAGCGCCGGGGCGCACCGCCAGGGGGCAGGGCGGACGCCUGCCCAGGACCGGCGGGAAGGCGACCUGGCGGCGGCGCAGCACCAGCGGGCUCCCGGACUACCGAGCGCCGCCCUCGCCGGAGCCCCCACCCUCCUCCAGCCGGGCGGCCCGGGACUCCAGUCCUCCUCCGGACAAGGCCGCCGGCCCCGCGUCCCCCCUACGCUCGGAGGACUCGCCCCGCGCCCGGCGGGACUCGCGGAGCUCGCGGUCGGAGGAGCCGUCCUGCGGCCGCAAUAAGGGCUACACCCCGCUGCGGGAGGCCGACACCUCGGUGGAGUCGGUGGUGGAAGCCGGAGUCAGUACUAGACCGGACGGUGUGGCCACCCCCUCGUCCAGCCCCGAGCAGAGCCCCUCGGAGGGUCCCAGCCAAGAGUCACCCGAGGCCCAGCAACCUCAGGGCGGGCAGAGGCAGUUUACAAACAAGGAGAAACUCUUCCUGGUUUCCAGGUCUCCUGCCGAAGGGGUGGAAGACCGGGAACUGGAGAACAGCACUGGCGUGUAGGGGAAGGAGAGCGAAGAUGGCAGGAAACCAUUCCAGUCAGUCUCUGCCGACUGAUCUGAGGAAACCAUUCAAUAGCCAAAGAGCUGAAGAAUGUGAUGCUUGAAUUGUGCCCACAAGAUUCCUGUAGAUAACUCCAAGCAAAUUUUUUUUAAAGCAAACUAGUCUUUUUUUUUUAAUGUCCGAUGGUGAUUGUAUGUUCCAUGAAAACCAAUUGUAUUAAAAGGUCAGCAAAUCUAGUUCAUUAGAUCAAAUUCUCUUAAUUUUCU
Dipodomys ordii (Ord's kangaroo rat) is the source of this 2293-nucleotide messenger RNA. RefSeq names its product transmembrane protein 200C (gene Tmem200c). Bases 144 to 2027 code for a protein of 627 amino acids. The transcript has a single exon. The record is from RefSeq and is a predicted model, not a curated record. Lineage: Eukaryota; Metazoa; Chordata; Mammalia; Rodentia; Heteromyidae.